GGCGGCCAGGCAGGCGGCGGCGGCGGCCAGGCGGCGGCUCCUCGGUGUCCGGCUCCGGCUCCGGCUGCGGCUCCGGCCCGCGAUGCCCCACUCGGUGACCCUGCGCGGCCCUUCUCCCUGGGGCUUCCGCCUGGUGGGCGGCCGGGACUUCAGCGCGCCCCUCACCAUCUCGCGGGUCCAUGCUGGUAGCAAGGCUGCACUGGCGGAUCUGUGCCCAGGGGACCUGAUCCAGGCCAUCAAUGGCGAAAGCACAGAGCUCAUGACACACCUGGAGGCACAGAACCGCAUCAAAGGCUGUCACGAUCACCUCACACUCUCUGUGAGCAGGCCUGAGAGCAGAAGUUGGCCCAGUUCCCCUGAUGACAGCAAGGCUCAGGCACACAGGAUCCACAUCGACCCUGAGGCCCAGGAUGGCAGUCCAGUGACCAGCAGGCGGCCCUCAGCCACCGGGAUUGGGCCAGAAGAUAGCCGACCAGGCCUGGGUUCCUCGUAUGGACAGCCACCUCACCUUCCAGUCCCUCACAACGGCAGCAGCAAUGAGGUCACCCUGCCAGCCCAGAUGAGCUCACUGCAUGUGUCUCCACCCCCCAGUGCUGACCCAGCCAGGGGCCUCCACAGGAACCGGGACUGCAGAGUCGACCUGGGCUCAGAGGUCUACCGGAUGCUGCGGGAGCCAGCUGAGCCAACCGCUACAGAACCCAAGCAGUCAGGCUCCUUCCGCUACUUGCAGGGCAUGCUAGAGGCUGGCGAGGGUGGGGAGCGGCCUGGGCCUGGUGGGCCCCGGAACCUCAAACCCACAGCCAGCAAGUUGGGCACUCCCCUGAGUGGCCUACAAGGGCUGCCUGAGUGCACGCGCUGCGGCCACGGGAUUGUGGGCACCAUCGUCAAGGCACGGGAUAAGCUCUACCACCCAGAGUGUUUCAUGUGCUGUGACUGUGGCCUGAACCUCAAGCAGCGAGGUUACUUCUUCCUGGAUGAGCGACUCUACUGCGAGAACCACGCCAAGGCACGGGUCAAGCCACCCGAGGGCUACGAUGUGGUGGCCGUGUAUCCCAAUGCCAAGGUGGAACUCGUCUAAGCCAGGACCACCUUCCCUGCCCUGCUUCAUUUAAUGCCCCCAUGUGGCUCAUGUAAAUAUGUUUCCCUGGCCUCUCUAAUAAAGUCCCUUUGCUCAGCCUUGAA
Molecule: messenger RNA, 1182 nt
Organism: Marmota flaviventris (yellow-bellied marmot)
Lineage: Eukaryota; Metazoa; Chordata; Mammalia; Rodentia; Sciuridae
Gene: Pdlim4
Product: PDZ and LIM domain 4
Biological process (GO): actin cytoskeleton organization; heart development; muscle structure development
Cellular component (GO): adherens junction; filamentous actin; stress fiber
Molecular function (GO): muscle alpha-actinin binding; actin binding
Source: RefSeq, a predicted model, not a curated record